CAGGUAAAGUCCGGGCAAAGCCCUCGCGACUGGCGAGCGAGCAGAGGCUUACGGUUCGGCACGUCCCAUCAGAGAACUCUCACUGACCGCCCCCCCCCGCCUCCGCCACCGCUCCCCGAGUUGCACACGACAUGAGCCAGGCCAGCUGGACCGGGAAGAGAACAGACAUGCUCCCGGAGAUCGCCGCCGCUGUGGGUUUCCUCUCCAGCCUUCUGAGGACCCGGGGCUGCGUGAACGAACAGCGACUUCAGGUUUUCAGCGGGGCUCUCCAGGAAGCCCUGACGGAGCACUACAAACACCACUGGUUUCCUGAAAAACCAUCCAAGGGCUCCGGCUACCGCUGCAUCCGAAUCAACCACAAAAUGGACCCCAUCAUCAGUAAAGUGGCUAGCCAGAUCGGACUCAGCCAGCCUCAGCUGCACCGGCUGCUGCCCAGUGAGCUGACCCUGUGGGUGGACCCCUACGAGGUGUCCUACCGCAUUGGGGAGGAUGGCUCCAUCUGCGUCCUGUACGAGGAGGCCCCGGUGGCCACUUCCUAUGGGCUCCUCACCUGCAAGAACCAAAUGAUGCUGGGCAGGAGCAGCCCCUCAAAGAACUACGUCAUGGCAGUCUCCAGUUAGAUCCCCCGCCGCCCCACCUGGCACUCUGCUGUACUCAUUCUGCUGUGACAACAGGCCACUGCAUACCUCUACCUGGGGAAUUGUAUUUUAAGUGAAGAGCUAUUUAUAUAUAUAUAUAUUAUUUUUUUUAAGAAAAGGGGGAAAAACACCAAAAGAUUUUUUUAAGAAAAAAAUCCUUAAAGGGAGCUGCUUGGAAGUAGCUUCCCCAGGUGCCUUUGGAGAGAA
Molecule: messenger RNA, 845 nt
Organism: Eubalaena glacialis (North Atlantic right whale)
Lineage: Eukaryota; Metazoa; Chordata; Mammalia; Artiodactyla; Balaenidae
Gene: BTG2
Product: BTG anti-proliferation factor 2
Exons: 2
Coding region: 132-620 (162 amino acids)
Biological process (GO): negative regulation of cell population proliferation; negative regulation of mitotic cell cycle
Cellular component (GO): nucleus; cytoplasm
Source: RefSeq, a predicted model, not a curated record